UGCCAAUUCCUCUAUUUUUUUUACCUUCCCUCCCUCCUACCCGUGCUCCAAAAUUACAAGUCCAUCUCAGCUAGAAAAUAUUGGUUUGCGAAAUUGAACAAAAGAAAUCCAAAAUCAGUUGGAAAACAUAAACCCUAAUCAUGCAUUUCAGUGCUUCAAUUUCAAUUACCUUCUGCCAAAUCCAACUCUAAUAGUUAUUGCAUUCGAUCUUUGAAGAUUCGACCGGGGAAGAUGAAGGACGAGGAGGAAGGUAAAGAAAAAAAGGAUCAUCCAUGGCCGUCGUCGUCGUCGUCCCCAAACAAGCCGUACCAGGAAAAAGAAGGCACGAAUCUUUGGGGCGUUUUCCUCUUCGGAUUAAUUGGCGCCACCGCCACCACGUUCGCCGUCGGUCAAUUGCGAAGAACUGUCGAUUGGGUUUACUCUCAGUUGAUCAACAGAUCAUCGCAAUCAUGGAAAGGAGGAGGAUCGGGCAAAUCAUUCCGAACAUCAUUUCAAGAAGAAGCUUGGAAAAAGUACAAUCGUAGGAUGAGAGAGGAGUACGAAGAAGAAAUGGAGAGAGUGGAACGUAUAAGGCGUAUGCAGAACGUGUUCAAUCGAGAGAGGAACAAAUACAGAAGGGGAUACGAGAGUUGGAGGGAAAAUGAUUCUGGUUCUUAUAAUCAACAUUUCCAGCGAGACGAUUGGUACUGGAAGAAGUCUGAUACUUCCUCAUCUUCUUCUUCUUCUUCGUCUUCUUCCUCCAGGGCUAGGGCUAACUACUGGGAAGCUCCUAGAGAAAAUUAUAAUGUUAGCUACUCGUUAUCACAUCACUACUCGGUGUUGGGUCUUGAUAGGUUCAGAGCAAAGCCUUACACAGAAGCUGAGAUCAAGACGGCGUUUAGGACCAAAGCAAAGGAAUUUCACCCAGAUCAGAAUCAACAAAAUAAAGACGCUGCUGAGGCCAAGUUUAAGGAGGUAAUGACUUCCUAUGAAGCCAUAAAGAACGAGAGAAAAACCAUGUAGUCUUGUAAAUUCAUUUGAUGCAUUUUGAAACAUAUGAUUGUAUUUUCAUAUAUACCACAGAUACACACAAUAAGGGCGUGUUCAAUAGCAAUUUUGAAUAAAUGUUCUCAAUUUUUAUUGCUUA
Messenger RNA from Humulus lupulus (European hop), 1126 nucleotides. RefSeq lists its product as uncharacterized. NCBI's taxonomy places the organism in Eukaryota, Viridiplantae, Streptophyta, Magnoliopsida, Rosales, Cannabaceae. The record is from RefSeq and is a predicted model, not a curated record. The transcript has a single exon. Bases 232 to 1002 code for a protein of 256 amino acids.